Messenger RNA from Anolis carolinensis (green anole), 2699 nucleotides. RefSeq lists its product as uncharacterized. Bases 542 to 2323 code for a protein of 593 amino acids. The record is from RefSeq and is a predicted model, not a curated record. Gene Ontology annotation, molecular function: cysteine-type deubiquitinase activity. The transcript has 2 exons. NCBI's taxonomy places the organism in Eukaryota, Metazoa, Chordata, Lepidosauria, Squamata, Anolidae.
ACCACUGCCUCCAACUGAAGAGGUGUGUGCACGUGUGAGAGGGAGGGAUGGAGGAUGUGUGAAUGUAUGACAGGGAUGAUUUAGUGGAUAAGGAAGGAUAACGGAACUGAUUGGGUUUAAAUGAGUAAAGAUGGUAACUUAUAUAGGAAAUUACCGUACCUAUCUAUAUAAGUUACCGUACUUUUCUAUAUAAGUUACCAUCUUUACUCAUUUAAACCCAAUCAGUUCCGUUAUCCUUCCUUAUCCACUAAAUCAUCCCUGUCAUACAUUCACACAUCCUCCAUCCCUCCCUCUCACACGCGCACACAUCUCCUGAAUUGGAGGCAGCAGUGGGAUUUAAAAAAAAAGAUUUCCCCUGCCUGAGUUGAGUACCACAAAUUGGGCUCUCUUCAAUUGGUGGCAGCGGUGGGAUUCAAAAGGAUUCCAUCCCUGUCACCUCAGUCCUUUUCAAUUGGUGCCAAGCGGCGGGAUACGUUUAACAUCUCAAACUAAGUGCCUUGAGACCGCAUAGGAAGAAAUCGUGAGGUAAAAUUUAAGAAAAAUGGCUACUAGACUACAGAAGAAGUUAGCAGGAGAGGCUAGUGAAUACCAAGGAGAUAGUUCGGACUCUGAGCAAACCCCUGAGACAAGGGAAACCCUUAAAUAUAAAAUUGAAUUGAGAAAAUUAGAAUUGGAGGAUAAACAAAGAGAAAGAGAAAGAGAAAGGGAGGAUAAGCAAAGAGAGAGAGAAUGGGAGGAAAAACGAUGGGAACAAGAGAAGGAAUUGAAAAGAAUGCAGCUAGAGAAGGAUAAGGAAAUAGAACUGAAACGAUUGGAAUUGGAAAAAGAGAAAUUGGCACUGUCUCAACCACACAUUAUUAACCAAGAAGGGAAUGGUAGGACUGAAGCGUCUGGUCUACUUCUGAAGAGAUUCCCAAAGUUUAAUAAAGAUGAUGAUGUGGAGAUGCAGCGGAUUGAGCUCGCACCACUUUUGAAAAUGUCAUUGUGUCCAGGGGAUUCUUGGUGCCUAAUUGAUUAUAAGUGGUUCAAAAAGUGGCAGAGAUAUGUGGGUUUUGAAAGUUGGGACCUGUAUUAUGCAGGAAAACCUGAUCACUACCCAGGACCCAUUGACAACAUGAAACUUUUUGCAGAUUCAGAAACCCAGACUUUAAAGAUAUAUUGCAUUGAAGGAGUGGACUAUGAGGUGAUUCCUAUUGAGGCCUGGAAUAGGUUAGUCAAUUGGUAUGGCUGUACAGAGGGACAGAGACCAAUUGAGAGGAAAGUUGUGGAAUAUGGCGAAUAUUUUAAAUACUGUAGAGUGGAAGUUUAUCCUUUAGCGUGGAAGCUAUAUCAAAACAAUGACUCUACUGAUCAUAUAAGCUCUCAAUUUAAACAAGCAGAAGAUUCUGCUGAAGAUGGAGGAAUCGUAAAUCUCCAAAAGAAACUAUCUGAGUCACAGCUUGAGACUCAUUGCGUGGCUGAGGUAAAUGAGUCACCAGUGGUUGAGAUCCCUGUUCAACACCGUGGUGACACAGGAAUAGAGCAAGCUGAGGUAAUGGAGGAUUUAGAAGUGCCAGCCAUUGAUGAAGAUGAUUUGCUUGAGCACUCUAAAGAGAUGAAUGUUGGUAUAAGGAGUCAGAAGUUGGAGGAAGAUUGCAGUUGUUCAGGACAGACUUUACAGUCCAGUACUACAAAGGGCAGAAGUCUGGAUGCCUCUUCACAGUCUUCAACUGACUCUAUCUGCUCAGUAGUUACCACUUUGGUCACCACAAGUAUGGAGCAUGGUCAGCAGUUGUGGCCAGGAAAAAAUUUACCUCAGGAAACCACCAAAUUUAAUCCGGUUAAGUUGCUGUGUGCAGGAGAGCCUAAAGGACCGGUGGAAACCUGGAAGGAGGACAGAGCAGUGACCGGUACCUCAAAGAACACCAUUGUGAGAGGAAAGAAGAUGGACAUUUUGAGCCUGUGGGUCAUCGCCAAUCGCAGCGAAUCAAGAAGCAAGCGGAGAGUGUUUUUCAACGGAGAGAGUUCUGAGGACUUCAAUGCGGCAGAGAUUGGCAGUUUCAACUAUCAUCAGUUUACUUUCAAUGUUCCACAAAAGUGCUUGGACUAUGUUUCCCAGGACUUCUUAAAUGACUCUUGGAAGUUUCGCAAAAGACUUUUUGGGACAGAGGGAAUUCAUUGUGUUGCUGGGAAGGAUGAGUGUGGUCGUCCCCAACAACACGUUAACCUCUGGAAUGCUCCGCAGAGUGAAACGUUGAGGAACUGUACUAACUGGGCUGGAGAGGAAGAUUGCUAUGAGUUGAACAAAGUGUCUAAAAGAUGUUUUAGUCCAGUGUAUAAAUAAAGACUUGGGGGAUAACCCUGAAUGAAAAUUAAACUGUUACAAAUAUGAUUUAUGGAAAAUGUAUUUUUAAAAUGUCUUUUGAUUUGAGGUUGUGAAUCUUAACAAUGGGAAAGAUGACCAAUACGUUUAUGGUUUGUAUGUUGAAUUGUGACAAUGUCAUAACUGUAUGGUAAGAUAUGGACAUGUUAUGUGUAUAUGCAACAGUGAAGGUUUGUAUUUUAUGAUUUAUGUAUUGUAUCUAACUUUGUGUUUUAUUUCAGGAAUACUGUUAUAUAUGUAUAUAUGUAUGUACUAAUUAUUUUUGCCAUUCUAGGCAUAGAAAAUGCAAAAAUAAUCUUUCUAAGGGGGGAGGUGUAGAGAAGUUAUGUGUUAAACA